Messenger RNA from Drosophila biarmipes, 1121 nucleotides. RefSeq names its product proteasome subunit beta type-5 (gene Prosbeta5R2). Gene Ontology annotation, cellular component: proteasome core complex. The transcript has a single exon. Lineage: Eukaryota; Metazoa; Arthropoda; Insecta; Diptera; Drosophilidae. Bases 133 to 954 code for a protein of 273 amino acids. The record is from RefSeq and is a predicted model, not a curated record. Gene Ontology annotation, molecular function: threonine-type endopeptidase activity.
UGUCAAAAAUAAAAGUUUCAGAUGGGUUUGAAAAUUAAACAUUUAUAUAUUUUAAUACGAACCACUCAGAAAUAUUAACUGGCUCUCCAAUAUUUUGGCUUUUGUCGGUACACAAUCCAUUUUGUUACCAUCAUGGCUCUGGAAAAUAUUUGCGGGAUGGAUAAGGCACCGUUUAUGAGGACCUUUGGAGCCCUCACCUCCGAUAGGACAAUCGAAGAAAUCCGACUAGCCUCGAGUAACAUGGUCAACCCUUUGGCAAUAAUGGCUCCACCGUUUGAGAAUCCCCGACAGCGUCUGAAUGAACUGGCGGCCCAGAGUAAAGUGCGGAUGGACUUUGAUCACGGCACCACCACGGUGGGAUUUGUUUACCAAGGAGGCAUAAUACUGUGCGUGGACUCCAGGGCCACGUCGGGGAGGUUCAUUGGAUCCCAGAGCAUGCAGAAAGUGGUGCAGGUGAACCAGUACAUGCUGAGUACGAUGGCGGGCGGAGCGGCGGAUUGCACCUAUUGGGAUCGAGUCUUGACCAGGGAGUGCCGCCUGCACGAGCUUCGCUUUAAGGAGCGGCUUUCUGUGCGAUCUGCUGCCAGGUUUAUUUGCAAUGUGGCUGCGGACUACAAGGGAAUGGGUCUCUGCAUGGGCAUGAUGCUGGCGGGGUGGUCACCCGAGGGUCCCACUUUGGUCUACGUGGACUCCGACGGACUGCGCAUCGCCGGCAAAGUCUUUGCCGUGGGCAGUGGUGCCUCCAAUGCCCUGGGGAUUUUGGACACCGACUACCAGUUUAAUCUCAGCGACGAGAGUGCCUAUGCACUGGCCUUUCGCGCAGUGUAUCAUGCCACCAUGAGGGAUAUUUUUUCAGGUGGUUUGGUGAGACUUUAUCACAUGGACCGAUGUAGCUGGAGAAAUGUGGCCAACAAAGACUGCCAAGAGUUGCACGAAGAGUACUCAAAGGAGUGAGUUUAGGGAACUGAAACCCCGUUUUUGGGAACACAUAUGGUUUAUCGAAAGCAUUUGUCGGUUCACUAAUUUAUUCAUUAUUUAAAGUUAUUGUGGCAAUGUAUCUGAUUUUAUUUCACGAAAUUGGGGCCAUAAAAUAAAUAUAAGCUUGUUCAUUUUCUAAUUUA